ACUCCUGCUAAUGCAAGAACCUAUAUUUAGCCAUCAUCAUAGGGUCCACAAAUUUGUGUGAACCUUACCAAAUCCUGUCUUGCCUUCUCUGUCAUCUUAUCCUUAAAACUCUCCACUUUUCAAAUCUCAUGAAAAUUCGAGGUUUUUACUCCCUUGUAGCAAAAAAAAUAAAGAAAACCUUUCUCAUCACAAGAGUUUGUUUCAGCUUUCUUAGCUGUUCAGUUCCAUAAAUUUUCUAUAUUUACACAUACACACACCAUCUUCUGUUUCACUGGAAUAGUUGAGACUUGUUUGGCUGGCUAGCUACAAUAAUAAUAAUAAUAAUGGAGGGUGGUGAUAUUUACAAAGCCAGUAGCAGUUUGUUACGAGCAAGCAGUUCUUCAGCAUGGAGGAACACGUCCAUGGACGCUUUUUCGAGGUCUUCGCACAGAGUAGACGACGACGACGACGACGAAGAGGCUCUCAAAUGGGCUGCACUUGAGAGGCUUCCUACUUAUAGUCGUUUAAGGAAAGGCUUGUUGACCUCUUCACACGGAGAGAUCAAUGAAAUCGAUGUCUCUGAUAUUGGAUUACAAGAAAGAAAGAAACUGCUCGAGAGAUUGGUUAAGGUUGCUGAAGAAGACAAUGAGAAGUUUUUGUUGAAACUCAGGGAAAGAAUUGAUCGAGUUGGGAUUGAGAUUCCGACAAUCGAAGUUCGGUUUGAGCUUUUGAACGUCGAGGCAGAGGCUUAUGUUGGAAGUAGAGCGAUGCCGACAUUCUUCAACUUCGUGAUCAAUAUAUUUGAGAAUUGCUUGAAUUGUCUCCAUAUUCUUCCAAGCAAAAAGAAGCAUAUGAAUAUCCUUAAAAAAGUUAAUGGAAUUGUGAGACCACGUAGGAUGACACUACUUUUGGGUCCUCCAAGUUCUGGAAAAACCACACUCCUUUUGGCUCUUGCGGGAAAACUGGAUCCGGACCUUGAGGUUUCAGGGAAAGUGAGUUAUAAUGGACAUGAAAUGAAUGAGUUUGUAGCUCAAAGAACAGCAGCUUAUAUAAGUCAAAACGAUGUACAUAUUGGAGAAAUGACAGUAAGAGAAACCUUGGCUUUUUCUGCAAGCCAAGGGGUAGGAUCACGUUAUGACUUGCUUGCUGAGCUAUCAAGAAGAGAGAUAGAAGCAAAUAUUAAGCCUGAUCCAGAUAUUGAUAUCUACAUGAAGGCAACUGCCUCUAAAGGCCAGGAGGCAAACGAGAUGAUGACUGAGUAUGUACUUAAGAUUUUGGGGCUGGAAAUUUGUGCUGAUACUAUGGUUGGAGAUCAAAUGUUACGUGGCAUCUCUGGCGGACAACGGAAACGUGUUACUACAGGAGAGAUGAUGGUUGGACCAGCAAAUGCAAUGUUCAUGGACGAAAUAUCCACAGGCUUAGAUAGUUCUACAACUUUUCAAAUUGUGAAAUGUCUAAGGCAAAUUGUUCACAUUAUGAAUGGAACUGCACUUAUCUCUUUGCUACAGCCUGCACCUGAGGCUUAUGAGCUUUUUGAUGACAUUAUUCUUCUCUCUGAUGGCCAAAUUGUGUACCAAGGACCACGUGAACAUGUCCUUGAGUUUUUUGAGCAUAUGGGUUUUAAAUGUCCUGAGAGGAAAGGUGUUGCUGACUUCCUUCAAGAAGUUACUUCAAAGAAGGAUCAAGAGCAGUAUUGGAUGCAUAGAGAUGAGCCAUACAGUUUUGUGACAGUGACUGAAUUUGCUGAGGCAUUUCAAUCAUUUCAUGUGGGUAGAAAAAUUGGAGAUGAGCUUUCUGUUCCAUUUGAUAAGGCCAAGAACCAUCCAGCUGCUUUAACAACCAAGAAAUAUGGUAUUAGCAAGAUGGAAUUGCUCAAAGUUAAUUUCUCAAGAGAGUUCUUGCUUAUGAAAAGGAACUCAUUUGUCUACAUAUUCAAGCUAUGCCAGCUUUCAAUAAUGGCAAUAAUAGCAAUGACAGUAUUCCUACGAACUGAGAUGCACAAGGAUUCAGUGGACCAAGGAGGAUUUUAUGUUGGAGCUUUGUUUUUUGCUAUUGUAAUGUUAAUGUUCAAUGGGAUGUCUGAGAUGUCUAUGACUAUUGGGAAGCUUCCUGUUUUCUACAAGCAACGAGACCUCUUUUUCUAUCCUGCAUGGGCAUAUGCUAUUCCUGGUUGGAUCCUCAAGAUCCCAAUUACGGUUGAAGCUAUUGUUUGGGUUGGCCUAACCUAUUAUGUUAUUGGAUUUGACUCGAAUGCUGGCAGGUUUUUCAAGCAAUGCUUUCUACUAUUUGUACUUGGACAAUUAGCUUCUGCAAUGUUCAGAACAAUUGCAGCAACAAGUAGAAACAUGAUAAUUGCAAAUACAUUUGGAGCAUUUGCAAUAGUCACUCUUCUAACAUUGGGAGGCUUCAUCUUGUCAAGAGAGGAUAUCAAGAAAUGGUGGAUAUGGGGUUAUUGGAUUUCACCUAUGAUGUAUGGCCAGAAUGCUAUAAUGGUUAAUGAGUUCCUUGGGCAUAGUUGGAACCAUGUCGUCUCAGGUUCAUCUGAGCCACUGGGAGUUGUAAUUCUCAAGUCUCGUGGGUUCUUCACACAUGCAUAUUGGUACUGGAUAGGUGUUGGAGCAUUGAUUGGAUUUAUACUUUUACUCAAUAUUACUUUCACUCUAGCACUCACAUUUCUCAGUCCAUUUGAGAAGCCACAAGCUGUAAUACCUGAAGAAUCUCCUGACAAAGAUCAAGAAAGUAUUGAGUUAACAAGUAGACAAGGUAGCAUGGAUGAUAAAGAGAGUGCCUCUUCAAGGUCUACAUCAGUAAUGUCAGAAGGAAUGGUUAAUUCAAGCCAAAAUAGGAAAAGAGGAAUGGUUCUUCCAUUUGAACCACAUUCAAUCACCUUUGAUGAAAUUACUUACUCUGUUGACAUGCCUCAGGAGAUGAAGAUGCAAGGUGUAGUUGAGGACAAACUAGUGCUUCUAAGAGGUGUUAGUGGAGCAUUUAGGCCAGGUGUUCUCACAGCUCUGAUGGGUGUGAGUGGAGCAGGAAAAACAACUUUAAUGGAUGUUCUAGCGGGUAGGAAAACUGGUGGAUAUAUUGAAGGCAACAUAACUAUUUCAGGAUAUCCCAAAAAGCAAGAAACUUUUGCUCGAAUCUCAGGUUAUUGUGAGCAGAAUGAUAUUCACUCUCCUCAUGUCACAGUUUAUGAAUCCUUACUUUACUCAGCAUGGCUUCGUUUGUCACAUGAAGUUGAUUCCAAAAGUAGAAAGAUGUUUAUUGAGGAAGUGAUGGAACUAGUGGAAUUGAACCCAUUAAGGAGAUCUUUGGUUGGUUUACCUGGUGAAAGUGGUCUCUCUACUGAACAGCGCAAAAGACUAACCAUAGCUGUUGAGCUAGUGGCUAAUCCAUCAAUAAUUUUUAUGGAUGAGCCUACUUCAGGAUUAGAUGCAAGAGCUGCUGCAAUUGUUAUGAGAACAGUUAGAAAUACAGUAGAUACAGGAAGAACAGUAGUUUGUACCAUUCACCAACCAAGCAUUGACAUAUUUGAAGCUUUUGAUGAGCUUUUAUUAUUGAAGCGAGGAGGACAAGAAAUUUAUGUUGGGCCAUUAGGUCGUUAUUCUCGUCAUCUCAUCAAGUAUUUUGAGGGGAUUGAAGGGAUUAAUAAAAUUAAAGAUGGGUACAACCCAGCAACUUGGAUGUUAGAAGUUACAACUCAAGCACAAGAAAUGGUUUUAGGUGUUGAUUUUUCAGAUCUAUACAAAAAAUCUGAACUAUACAGGAGGAAUAAAGAACUCAUAGCAGAAUUGAGCAAGCCUAUUCCUGGUUCAAAAGAGCUCUAUUUUGCUACACAAUAUGCACAACCAUUUUUGGUGCAAUGCAUGGCUUGCUUAUGGAAACAACACUGGUCAUACUGGAGAAACCCUCCAUAUACUGCAGUAAGGCACUUGUUCACGACUUUUAUAGCUUUGAUCUUUGGAACAAUGUUCUGGGAUCUUGGAUCCAAAAUAAAGAAGAAACAAGAUUUAUAUAAUGCCAUGGGUUCAAUGUACAAUGCUGUGCUCUUCCUUGGGAUACAAAAUGCAUCUUCAGUGCAACCAGUGGUGGCUAUUGAACGAACUGUAUUUUAUAGAGAAAAAGCUGCAGGAAUGUACUCAGCAUUUCCCUAUGCAUUUGCACAAGUUACAAUAGAGCUACCUUAUAUUCUGGCACAAGCUGUAACAUAUGGUGUGAUAGUAUAUGCCAUGAUGGGAUUUGAUUGGACUGUAGCAAAAUUCUUUUGGUAUCUCUUCUUUAUGUACUUCACAUUCCUAUACUUCACAUUUUAUGGCAUGAUGACUGUAGCUGUCACUCCAAAUCAUCAUGUUGCUGCCAUUGUUGCUGCUGCAUUUUAUGCAGUGUGGAAUCUCUUUUCAGGAUUCCUCAUCCCAAGAAUCGGGAUUCCGGUGUGGUGGAGAUGGUACUAUUGGGCAUGUCCAGUAGCGUGGACUUUGUAUGGAUUAUUGGCUUCGCAAUAUGGAGAUGUGACGUCGACCAUUGAGGGAGGUGUAGCAGUAAAUGAGUUUCUUCAAAGUUAUUUUGGAUUUAAAGAUGAUUUUGUUGGAGUUGUUGCUGUUGUUGUUGUUGCCUUCACUGUCUUCUUUGCAUUCAUCUUUGCCUUUUCUAUAAAAGUCUUCAACUUUCAGAGGCGAUAAACUUUAAAUUUUAAUCAAUAUUAUUCACAGUGUCAUCCAAUUGUA
Messenger RNA from Prosopis cineraria, 4703 nucleotides. RefSeq names its product pleiotropic drug resistance protein 1-like. The record is from RefSeq and is a predicted model, not a curated record. NCBI's taxonomy places the organism in Eukaryota, Viridiplantae, Streptophyta, Magnoliopsida, Fabales, Fabaceae. Gene Ontology annotation, molecular function: ATP binding; ATP hydrolysis activity; ABC-type transporter activity. Gene Ontology annotation, cellular component: membrane.